AUGGAACGAGCUCCACCUGUGUCCUCCUCCUCCUCCCUCUUUGAGGAGAUUAUUCUUGCCCCUUCCACAGAAGCAACGUCUGCUUCAUUUCUUCCAGCUCGGGUUUAUCACUCUAUUCUCCCAGGCGCCGGACCCGCCGCAGGCCGUGGGUUUGCCUAUCCUGAAAUUUCCUACCCACUAAAUGCCGGGUAUGCCAACAACCAGGGGUUAAGACAAUAUCAAACCCCACUGCGUCCAAAUGCCGCUUAUGUAGCUGGUCUGGAAUUCGGUGGAUAUCAAAAUCCGCUGCCCCCAGAUGCUGGCUAUAUACAAGCACAUCCCUCCAGGAGCUUCUCCCCCCAAAAUACUGGUAGCCGAGGCUCCCAGGAGUCUAUUCACCACCAAAACCCCCUUCUUCCAGCCCUUGGCCAUCCAGCAAGCCAAAUACCUGUCCCUUAUCAAAACCCACUGCCCCUAAAUGCUGGACCCGAAUCCGGCCAAAGCUUUCCUCAGUCUCAAGGCCAAUUUUAUCGAGGAGUUUACCAUAGUGAACAAGCACCUAGCCAUGGGGUUUAUCGAGGUGCGCCAUAUGACGCUAUCCAGGGAUACGCCCAGUAUCAGGUUCCUCUGACUCCAGAUACUGGACGUUCAGUCGAUCAAGGAUCUGCUCCUUCUCAAAACUUCGUCUCUCCGAAUGCCCGACCUACUAUUAUUCCCCAGAAUGUUAGUCCUACUGCAGACGACAGAUUCUUAAAUCCUCAAAAUUCCAACAUCAGCCAUGACGCUAUCGGCUAUCAAGCUACUAACCAGGUAUACCACGACGCAAAGUUACCCACCGUUCAGGAGAACCCCCCUUCCUCGAGCCCUCCUCGAAAAGAAAAUAAGUCGUCGGCAGUCAAGGAUAUAGCUGGCCAAAUCAAAGGCUUUGACAAAGAAAAGAAGACUAAGUUGCUAAUGGUCCUAGAGAAAGCAAAGACGAAGAAAGAAUUGGAGACUAUGGACUCCAAAAAAGCUGGGUUAGGCGAUAAAGCCGUUGUUGGUCGUCCAGAACAAAGGCCGAAUAUGCAAGAAGCUGAUGUCAUCGCAGAAGCUAAGUCUGCUACCAACCUAGCUCCGGAGAAACAUAAUUGUGGUAAUUCGGCGAGCCAUCCUGCUGGCAAAGAAGGGCUUGUAGUCCCAUCAACGCCACGACCCGACGUCAUUGCUGAGCAUCGACGUGCUUUACCAAUGCCCACAAAACGCCAGCUCCCAGAGCAAAGCAUUCUUUCUCCAGUCCCUCUAAGUCCUCUACGCUCACGCCCACCUGAAAUCUCGUUGUUAGCCCCCUCUCCACUUUCAUUAGAACCAUUGACAAAACUAUAUCACGACAUCCACGCGAGCUCACCAGCAAACUUAUCUCGCACCAUGAAGCUCACUCAAGAACCUCUCGGGGAGCCCUCCACUAUUGAAACCCCGGUCGGGGCUGUCGCUGAAGUCAACCCCGUUGCUGAAGCAAAACAAAGCAACAUUAUCCGCUGGACACCUCCAGGCCCCCGAGGUAAAAAAAGACGGUUGCUACUUGAACGAGGUCCCUCUUUUCUGAAGAGACUUGAUAUUGAUGAGAUCUCUCCGGCAGAACACUCAUAUAAGACCCCUGAGGGAGGGGUUCCCGAGAAAAACUCACCUAUGCCGCAAAAUACAUUCUGGGACUCCGAGUUGUUCUUCCACGGCGUGGCCAGUAAUCCCGCCGCAAAACGGUCCUUUGCGGUGGAUAAUAUCAAAGAGAAAGGAAAGGAUGAAAAGGGGAAAGGGAGGGCUAAAAGUCCGGAAGACCGUACCGGGGAAGAAAAGCUUGAUGAUAGGCAUGAUUGGUACCAGGACGAAAUCGAGGCGGCCAUGAGGAGGGCCGGUCCGUCUCGUGUCCCAUUCAAGCUUCUCCAGGCGGCACAGCUCAGCAUCUGGGGCCAGCAGUCUGGCCAGGCGGGCAAUACCGAAUCCAAUGAGUCAGCUAGCGAGAGCUGGCUCAAGGAUAUGAAGAAGAAGACCGAGGUCUUCGCUGACAGCGAUGACGCGGUCGAAUCCCGCCUUACCGGUAACGCCCCCGCUCUCCCGCCAGCUGUGGGGGGACACUCUAUCGGUCCUGGACCCGCAGAGCCCGAAUACACCUUUGACAAGGUGGACGAGGACCAAUGUGGGUCCAGGAUCUGGCAUGAGCUUACGAGGUACUGGGAGAACCAUCAGGAUCAGCAGGUUGCUGAGUUGAACCCAGACUCAAGGCCAGAGGACCAAUACUUUAAGGUCCCAACUCUUGGGCUAUUGGGUAGCCCACUUACUGUUAACGGUGAAUUUGGAGACGACUACGGCGAACAAGCCCGAAAGAGGGCUCGUCUGGACGAGGACUUGUUCAUGGACCAGUUCAUCAACUGGGAUUGGAAGGAGGAGAGGGAUCGGGGGGAAGAGAAGGGAAAGGGGAAUGGAGAAGAGGGUGGGCAGGGGGGUGGAGAAGAUGAAGGUGGAGAAGAGGAAGGUGGAGAAGGGGAAGGGGAAGGGGAAGGGGAAGGGGAAGGGGAAGGGGAAGGGGAAGGGGAAGGAGAAGGAGAAGAGAAAGAGAAAGGGGAAGGGUAG
Orbilia oligospora ATCC 24927 is the source of this 2583-nucleotide messenger RNA. RefSeq lists its product as uncharacterized. The transcript has a single exon. NCBI's taxonomy places the organism in Eukaryota, Fungi, Ascomycota, Orbiliomycetes, Orbiliales, Orbiliaceae. Bases 1 to 2583 code for a protein of 860 amino acids. The record is from RefSeq and is a predicted model, not a curated record.